Molecule: messenger RNA, 432 nt
Organism: Protopolystoma xenopodis
Lineage: Eukaryota; Metazoa; Platyhelminthes; Monogenea; Polystomatidea; Polystomatidae
Source: the annotation of a GenBank genome assembly
AUGCUUAUGGCCAGUUGGGCACGCGCUUGCCCACUAGAGGGACGAGAUUUCUCCGGUUGUACAUGUGAUUAUGACCUCGAGUACAUGCAUGCUAUAACUGGCGCUAGAUCAGGUGAAGACAGACAAGUCGCCCUUGGAAGCAGUUGGCCAAUGACUGGAAAUAAAUCUCUCAGUAGCAAUAUUAUGUUGUCUGAAUUUAAGCAGAUGUAUGAUGGCGAACAGUUAUUCUUUGGCUGUAGACGGCUCCAUUGGCAACUGGUUUUUGACGUGAAACCCCGCUGUGGCAUCUGUAUGUACUUUUCUUGGUCUUCGGUGAGUCCUGGUAGCAGGUGCAGCCUGGACUGCCGCGAUUUCACCUACCUUUUUUUUGACCUGGGCGCUAAGUCCGCUGGGGGCGACUUGGUUGGCCAUGACUCGGUCUUUUCUGUAUAG